AAACAAAUACACGAAAUUAUAGAUCUUGAAGAAUACUUAAAUGGAACUAAAAGGAAAAUAUGACAAGCUCGUGGUGAUAAUAUAAGAAAUAACAACAUGAAACUUAUCAUUUGGAUUAUUUGUUUAUUUUUUCGUCCAGCUUCAUUUGAGAGGGCAGGUAUUAAACAUUGUACCACAAACACGUUCGGAUCCAGCACGCCUAUUGCCACUGGUGGUGCGGCAGGCUCAGCCACGUCAUACUUGAUGCAGGACCCUGAUUAUCAUAUUGACUGUUGUGGUGUCAUCAACAAAAUCACCUUCAGAGGCACUGGUGGUGCCUUCACACUUCAAAUCUGGAGACAAAAUGCUAAUACAAAUUUUGAACUUGUGAGCACGCAGGAUUAUACCCUUUCAGGUACUUCAUUCACGCCAGACGAUGAUAAACGUGUGUCAUUUCGUGAAGGAGAUGUUUUCGGAUGGACUGGUAAUGUCAUAAACAAAGUCACUAAUGCAGACAAACUUUUAAGCUGGACAUCUACGAGCGUAUCAGCGUCGUCUGUUGGCGACACACAUAAUUGGUACUCUGGGGACAUUGACGAGGAUAACGAAUACAAAAUUCAGAUUGAAGCAAGAGAAUCCACACAUCCGUAUUUCAAGAAUCUACCAGCUACAUUAAGCUAUGCGGACAUAGAUGUUGCUGUAAGUGGAGUUACACUGAUGACGUUGUCAUAUAACGAUAUAAACCCAGAUGAUGUUGCCGACCUGACUGUGUCAAUAUCACCAGCCUGGAGUGACAUGUUUGAACUCACAACAGGAGCUACCCCGAAUUUGAUAAAGACAAAAGAGAGUCUUGUACCAGGAACAUAUCACCCCGUGUUUCGUAUUGAAGAAGGUCACUGUGGACAAACUGCUACAGCAACAUUAACUGUUUCUGUCACUGACAGUGCUCCAUCUAUAGACAAUUUACCUGGGUUUGCCACGGUACACGAGGAUGACCUAGAUGAGGCACUGUUAUACACAGUGACAAUGUCAGAUCCGGCUAACCAGGGCAUGUGGUGUAAGGAAAAUGACUGGACUAUAGGAACAGGAGCCGGGGAAAAACCUUUCAUUGUUAAAAUGAUCUCAACUACUCCUGGAAGCUCACAAGCUGGUAUAUAUCUGAUAGAGGAUCCAAAGUUAGACUAUGAUACCACCAGUACCUACGACCUUACAAUAGAAUGUACGGACACAUAUGGUACUACAGUAACCGGCUCAUUCUGGGUUAAUGUUAUAAGAAACCAGGAACCAAUCUUCGCAAACCUACCAAACAUGGUAGAAGUGGACGCUACCACAUUAGUUGCCGGUAAUGUGUUACUGACUAUAUCAACCACUGACAGGGACGGUGAUACUGACCAGAGAACAUUAACUGUGACGUCAUGUACCCCUUCGUGUCCUUUCACUAUAUUAGAUUCGGGAGAAGUUCUAGCUAAUGAUGAUAUGCUAAGACAUACUUCUCCUCUAGGACCUUUCACAAUAUCUAUACAAGCCUUGGACUCACGACCUCCGGCAAUUACAGCGGAAAACCUGAUAGUUUAUGUGAAAAAUGUAAAUAAUGCGCCUGUGUUUACAAACGUGAAUGGUCAGAGCGUGUCAGUAGAUGAAAACGAGGCUCUGGGAAAGUCGCUGUACCAGAUGUCGGCAACUGACGCUGACAGUGGUGAUACACUAACAUACUAUAUGACAAUAAAUGACCAAGAGGGAUACGAUGUAUUUCAGCUAUCCUCAAGCGGUGAGCUAACAACUCAUUCUACAUACAGUAUUAACUACGAUAUUCUCACUACAAAAAGUUUUACUCUAACAAUUUACGUGAGUGACGGAAAGACGCAAGUUAGUGAAACGUUUACAGCGUCCGUUAAUAACGUUAAUGAAGCACCUGUUUUCAUCUACGCUGAUUGGCUGGUUUCACAAGAUGAGGGAGUUGCAGCCGACUUUGCAAGUGAUCCCGGACUAAUGUCUGCCGUGGAUCCGGACGGUGAUUCAAUCACGUAUUCAACAGAUUGUGGGACAUUAUACGAUGCUUAUAUAAAUAUCAAACCGUCAUCUGGACAAUUACAGUUCAUCCAGGAGUAUGAUUUAGAUAAUGCCGCUCUAGGUCUAGGAACAGCCGUUCAUUGUAAAUUAUACGUCACUGAUGCCGGGGGAUUAAACGAUACAGCACGUCUGUAUAUAGAUAUAAAGUAUGUAAAUGAACAUACUCCAGUCUUUAAUCCAACUACAUACUCUGUUGAAGUGAGCUCAGAUACACCGAUGGGAUUCUCAAUAAUAAAGGUAACAGUAACAGACGCGGAUCUUGGUGAAGACACUACUAUAAGUUAUGCAUUAGAUCAGUCAUCGAUUGGUACCGGGGAUCAUUUCAUUAUUAAAGAUGGUAUCAUAUAUGCUACAGAUGUUCUAACUGCUCUCGCCAAUGAGGGUACUAAAACACUGAUUGUGAAUGCGACUGAUGAAGAUGGAAAUUUUGCUACAGCGACAGUUACCAUGACAUUUUUAGAUUCUACUGUUGUCAAACUUCCAACAACUGAUAGAAACUGGGAAUUUAUUGAGGAUCAAAGAAAUAUCACGUGGUUAACUAUGUCUGUAGUUACUAUAGCAACAUGUUUACUUCUUGUCGUCUGCUGCAUUAUUCAAGUGUGUAUGAGAAGAAAGACUCCUCUAAUUGACUGGAGUAAAGUCCAGCAGGCAUUUAAAAGUAAACCGAAGCGUCAACUAGACAAGAAACGACGCCCAAUGCCUUUUGGUAAACAAGAAGCACCCCAAUAUCGACACGUGCAUGCUAACGAGGUUCUGCUACCGUCACGUGUAUUACUAGCAACACCAGCGCCGGUAGAUGGUAACUCAAUGAGGCCCGGCAGUGCUACAAGCGGACGAGUUACGGUAACUGAGGUGAGGGUGAACGAUAGCAAAUGGAUGGAUGGAACAAACAGCCCUGAACAGUCUGUUGCUCCUGUUAAAUCUAUAACCCGUCCUCGAAUAGAUGAUUGGGAAUAUAUGAAUCCUAACAGACGCUCAACUACAGACACUGGCAGACUGAGUGCUGACGUCAUGUAUGGACCGGAACAAUCGUCAUUGAGUCAAGUCACAAGUUUGUCCAAACAACGUCGUAACACUUUACAACGACAAACGCCGUCGAUGUCAAUACCAGUGUCACCAUCACCAGUACAGUAUGAAAACAUUGAUGACGACUUCAGAUCUGAGAGAAUUUCUAUAGCGUCGCCGUCUACUGAAAUACCAGAUGAACCAUAUUACUAGAUGACUUUAUAACUACUAAAUGUUAUAAUCUACCAAUAAUUAAUGAAAACAGACUUUACUUUGUUAGUAAAAGUGUCUAGGAGCUUCUAGUUAUUAUUUUGUAAUUGUUUGUUUGUU
Ruditapes philippinarum (Manila clam) is the source of this 3384-nucleotide messenger RNA. RefSeq names its product protocadherin Fat 3-like. Lineage: Eukaryota; Metazoa; Mollusca; Bivalvia; Venerida; Veneridae. The transcript is spliced from 23 exons. The coding region runs from base 97 to 3267 and encodes 1056 amino acids. The record is from RefSeq and is a predicted model, not a curated record. Gene Ontology annotation, molecular function: calcium ion binding. Gene Ontology annotation, biological process: homophilic cell-cell adhesion. Gene Ontology annotation, cellular component: membrane.